Molecule: messenger RNA, 2778 nt
Organism: Pelecanus crispus (Dalmatian pelican)
Lineage: Eukaryota; Metazoa; Chordata; Aves; Pelecaniformes; Pelecanidae
Source: RefSeq, a predicted model, not a curated record
GCACCAACAACCAAGGCUGACUCUCCCACCACCCCCAAACCUGAAGAAACAACCCCAGAAGCACGAACGACAAAGGCUGACUCUCCCACCACCCCAAAACCUGAAGACACAACACCAGAGGCACCAACGACCAGGGCCGUCUCUCCCACCACCCCAAAACCUGAAGACACAACCCCAGAGGCCACAGAGGAAACAACAACCAAGGCUGACUCUCCCACCACCACAAAACCUGAAGACACAUCCCCUGAGGCUACAGAGGCAACAACAACGAAGGCAGACUCUCCCACCACCCCAAAACCUGAAGACACAACACCAGAGGCACCAACGACCAGGGCCGUCUCUCCCACCACCCCAAAACCUGAAGACACAACCCCAGAGGCCACAGAGGCACCAACAACCAAGGCUGACUCUCCCACCACUGCAAACCCUGAAGAGACAACCCCAGAGGAAACAACCACCAAGGCUGACUCUCCCACCACCUCUAAACCUGAAGACACAACCCUGGAGGCAGCAACCACCAAGGCUGACUCUCCCACCACCCCUAAGGUCAAGAGGACUACCCCUGCAGCCACUGAGGCUGACACCACUGCCAUACAGAAAACAACACCUAUUGAAGUGACAGUUACUGUCCCUGGAUUAGUAACAGCUGCUAAAACAGCCCCAACUACUCAAAGUAGUGUGGCAGUCACAACUAGGAAGGAAACACCCAUACCUGAAGCAGACAUAAUGGUUUCAGAAACAACAGCAGAGAAGAAAAUUACAACUCCUGCACCCAAAGUAGCAACGAGCAGAACCGCAAAAGACACGACUACAGCAGUACAAAGGAUAGUGUCAACUGCAGCUAGGACUACUGAGAUCAUAACAAUAACUGAUAAAACAGACAAAACAACAGCUAAAACUGUUACUUCUCCUAUAACUGAAGAGCCGACAAGUAAAAUAGAAACAACCACGGUUACCAAAGAGAUAGCAACACCCAAGAAAGACAAAACUACUGUGCUCAAAGACAUUUUAACAAGUAGGAGACCCACAACUACUGUAAGUAUGGUGAUAACAGCUAAACCAGAUGACUCUCCUAAAGAUACAGAUGGUAUUACAAAUACAACUCCUACAGCCAAGCAAGCGGUCACUACAGCAGCUGAAUCAGAAGCAACUACUGUGCACAAAAAGACUGCAACAAUGGCUGCAAAAAAAGAAGUCACCCCCGCUAAACAAGACAAGACUCCCAUACCAAAAGAAACUCUAACAGCUAAAAAAGAAGAAAGCCCUGUGGGAACAGCGACUGUAACAACAGCAGCUGCAGCAGCUACAACUCCCAUGCCCAAGCCCACUGUGUUGACAACUGCCAAAACAGAUUCAACUCCUAAACCAAGGCAGAUCGUGACAACAGUUAAAAAAGACACAACUAUGGAAACUAAGCAGACCGUAACAGCAGCAGCUAAAGUGAGCACAAGUACUACUUGUGGUGUUGUAGAGACAACAACAGCUGGUAAAAAAGUAGUAAUGACAAUCAAAGAAACUAGCAUCACACCUGAAAAAGAAAUGGAAGAUGCCACUGAAAAGGCCCCUAGCAUUGACAAGGGAGAGGAAACUACAGUUACCAAAGAAACCACUACAAGAGAUAAAAAAGACACAAUAGAAGAAAUGUUUAUUGUUUCUAAAGGGACAUCCAAGCCAACUAUACAUUUCGAGGAGGUUACUGACACAAGAGAUGAGCCUCACCCAUCCAACCCUGAAACUCUGCCAGUAAAAGAAGAGCCUGAGAUAAACAACAAGCCUUUAAUACAAACUGCGGACUUGCCAAUUUUGUCUGGAGAAAAACAAGGUAAUUGCAUUGCAGUAGGUACAAAAGCACCAAUAACUCAAACAGAGAGCACAACAAAACACGUGAGUAAAGGACAUGCAAGACCUGUCUAUCUGGUGCCAGAAGAGUGUGGCACUCAUAUCCUGGUGGUCAACCAUGACCACGGUGCUAGAGCUGCCAGCAUCUUGAAUACUGAGAAAGACCUGUGCAGCGGGAAGCCGGCAGAUGGCAUGGUGGCCCUGCCCAACGGCACCCUGGCCGUCUUCCGAGGUCACUACUACUGGCUGAUAAGCGGCAGGAGGCCGCCGACGACCAGCCCCCGCCGGAUCAGCGACGGCUGGGGCAUCCCGUCCCCCAUCGACGCCGUCUUCUCCAGGUGCAACUGCGACGGCAAGACCUUCUUCAUCAAGGGUCCCCUAUACUGGCGUUUCACUAAUGGUGUUAUGGACAACGGCUAUCCCAAACCUCUCGCAAAUGGAUUUGCGGGCCUAAGUGGGAAAAUAGUAGCAACCCUCCCUGUGGCAAGAUACAACAACAGACCAGAAUCCGUUUACUUUAUCAAAAAAGAUGGCAACAUGCAACAGUACGUGUACAGACAAGAACCAGCCAGGAAGUGUCGAAGAAGAGCCCAGGUUACCGUAAGAUACCCAGCUUAUGUCCCAAGACUUAUAAUAAGGAGACGCUUUCAACGUGCAGUAAGAAUGCCAACUGUUAUUCAGACUGUCAGAAUCAACCAAUAUCCAUCUGGAGUUUUGCAUAAGGAAGUCAAAAUGACUGCCUACUGGCGGGGACUCCCAAAAGUAAUUCAUUCAACUAUAUCACUACCCAACUACAAUAAGCCAGAUGGCUACGAUUAUUAUGCCUUCUCUUACAAUCGGUACUACAGUUUGGAUGUUGGCAAAAGAAUAGCAAGACCUGUUACUGCUCUGACAGGAAAGACUGUAUCCAAAGACUGGUACAACUGUCCCAGCAAGUGA